UCUUUCGGAAAAAAAAAUAUUUUAAAAAACAAAACAUUCAGAAGGAAAGAAAAAGAAGUUGGUGUUGUGAUUGACCGAGUGAUUUCUUUUAUUCUCUUCUUUUUGUGCCGCCCCAUUUCCUGUCCGUCAAAAACUGAAGAUCAAAAUAUACCAAAAACACAGACAUACAUGGAUACAUACAGCUUUCCUUAGCUGUUUUGCCUCAUGUUCCAAACUCCCCAAAAGCAGAAAAGAAAAAGAGAGAAAGCAAAGCUGAAGAUUCCCAUUGCCUUUUCUUUCUUUCUUUGGUUUUUCAUCUGGUCUGGUAUUGGCUUGAUCUGCAUCUGAUUGCUUUGAAUUUUCAUUUGCUUCAACUUUGAGAUUGGAACUGAAAUUAGUAUCUAUAUUCAAUAUCCACCGGAAGUAAAGAAAACAGAGAACAUGGGACUAGUGUUAGAAAUUGGAGUUCAAAUCAGAAAAUUUGCCAUCAUAUCAAAGAGAACAUGUUACAGAUUAGUUGGCAACCAUCCAUUUCUUGUGGGCAUGCUGCUUUUCCUGAUAUUUCUGUACAGAUCAUUUCCUUUUGCGUUUUCUCUUUUGGUAUCUACAUCCCCUGUUUUAGUCUGCACUGCUGUCCUUCUGGGCACCCUUUUGAGUUUUGGCCAACCCAACAUACCCGAGAUCGAAAAGGAAGAGAAGCUUACCCACGAUAUUGCUUCUCUUAAAACUGGGGUUUCAAGGGAUGACACUUUUGUUGUGGAUAGAGAUGGCAGCUUUUCCACAGAGAGAUUCUCAGGAAAGACAAGGGAUAUUGUCAGUAGUGAGGUUGAGGAUCAUGAUCCACAGAGAGAUUCUAAGGUCAGUAGUGAGGUUGAGGAUCAUGAUGGUUCCUCUGUUUAUGUGCCACUUAUCAAUGAGAAUUUGAAGCACACUCAAAAUGAGAAGAGAGUGAUUGAGGGUGUGGAGAGAGAAUUAGACAGUCUGGAGUUGGAUAACCAGAGGAACUCUCAUGAUGAAAGAUUGGGGAUUGAAGGAGUUGAAUGGGAUGUCGAAGCUGUUGAGCAGCAGUAUACUUUGGUUCAAACAGUGGAAGAUGAUAUAUCUCCCCGUGAGUCUUGCAGGGCUGAUCACUUGGAUUCUUCUCUGGGUGUGGGUGGCGGUGGUGGUGAUGAUGAGGCUGACGAAGAUGUCAAUGAUGAGGCUUCAGAUUCCGAGUCAGAUCGGGCGGAGAGUUCCUCACCAGAUGCUUCAAUGGCUGACAUCCUUCCUAUUCUUGAUGAGCUACACCCGCUUUUAGACUCAGAAGCUCCAGAGCCUGCUCACAUGUCCCAUGAUGAGUCUGAGUCUGAUAGGAGCAAUGCUGGCAGUGUUGAGUCAGAUAAGGAAACUGAAAACCUCAGCGUAGGAGUACAAGGGGAUGAUGGGGUUGAUUAUAAUGACGGUGAUGAGGAAGAAGCACAGGGUGGGAAGGAGGAUGAAAGCGAAUCUGCAAUCAUCUGGACAGAGGAUGACCAAAAGAAUCUCAUGGAUUUGGGGAAUUUGGAGCUUGAAAGGAACCAACGCUUGGAGAAUCUUAUUGCAAGGAGAAGAGCAAGGAAAAGCUUCAAAAUAACGGCUGAGAAGAAUCUAAUAGAUUUUGAUAGUGUGGAUCUUCCCUUUAAUAUUGCACCAAUCUCAACAAGAAGACACAACCCAUUUGAUCUUCCAUAUGAUUCCUUUGAUAACUUGGGGUUACCACCCAUUCCUGGGUCUGCUCCAUCAAUUUUGUUGCCAAGACGAAACCCCUUUGAUCUUCCUUAUGAGUCAAAUGAAGAAAAACCUGAUCUCAAGGGAGACCAUUUUGAGCAAGAGUUUAUGGCAUUUCACUCCAAGGAUGCAUUCUUCCGUAGGCAUGAAAGCUUCAGUUUGGGACCAUCCAGCUUAGGUCAUGCCAAGCAAGAGAGGCAAGAUUUUAAGUGGAGACCUGUUUUUGUACCAGAACGGUUGGCUUCAGAAGGAACAAGCAGUUCCUCAUUUCAAAGACAAUCAAGUGAAGUUAGUGAUUCAAAGUUGAGUUCUCUUCCUGAUACUGAAUCAGUCAGUUCUGCAGCAGAUCUGGAUGAAAGGAAGUUCAGUGAGCAGGACUUUACUAAAGAAGCAGAAGUGAUAUCCAACAUUUACCAUGCUCCUGAUCUUGUUGAGCAUGAAAGUCAUUCCUCGGAAGAUGUAGAUUCUCUGGAUAUGGAACAGGCUGGCAAAAGGGAUGUUCAACAUGAUGAGCCUGAAAUAAAAUUGGGGGAGUUGCAAAAUCCAGAUCCAAGCUUGUCUGGUACAGGGGGUGUAGCCAAUAUUGUGGAACAUAUUUCUAAUGAAAUUCAUUUGAAACCAGAACCAGUUGAAGAGGACAAAACCAGUAGGUCAAGCUUGUCAUCAUUGUCAGAAGUAGAUGAAAAUAUUUCAGAUGUGAUGAAAGGUGGAUCGACAAGUUUGGAGGCAGAAGGUGAUAUCAUCAAGGAGUUUGUAAUUUCACCGCAACCUUCAAUUGAGGAGUCGGAAGUCCAAUUUAUGAGCAGGGCGGUGGAUGACAAUGAACAUAAAGAGCCAGUCUAUGACUCAAGUCCCCUACCAACUGAAAAGAUCCUUUCCUUUAACUCUAUCUCUUCUGAUAUGCAAGCCGAUAUAUCUGAAAUGGUUACACCUCAGGCAUCAACUGAAAUGUAUGUUCCGUUUGUAGACCAGGAUUCUGAAGCCCCUGGUGAGAGCACGGAGAAGGGUACUUCAGGCUAUGUAGAGAUAAAUGGUUCCACCUCAGAAGUACAUGCAUCAGAUGAAAUUGAAAGAAGCUUGGGAACAUGCAACCAACUCAACUUAGCAUGUCCUCACUUAGAGGAAGAGAUCUAUCUCCCUAAGAAUUUAAAUGUGAAGACAGCUUCAUUGGAUUCUAGUUAUCAAUCUGUUCUUUCCGAAAAAAUGCCAUCAUCUGAACAGGAGAAAGUUCUUUCCUGGUCGGAUAAAUCCAUGGUUGAACCAUGUUUUGAUGAUCAUGCGGAAGCACUUGUUGUUAAUGAAGAAGUAGAUGACGUAAAGGAGAUUGAUGCAGGGUUGCUGUCAGAACUGGAUGCAGUUGGGGACUUCAGUGUCAAAGAAGUUGGUGAGCCACUCCAUACUGAUGAGCCCAUACAAGAGGAAGCAAAUGUUUCAAGCACUGAAUUUGGGGAUUCAAACCUGUCAGAAUCGAACCUGGAGCUACUAGUUCCUGAAACAAGAUCGAUUGAAUAUGUUGACAUGGCUUUUAAGCAAAUUCAAAAGGGACUCGACGUUGAGGAAGUCAUUCUUCCCAGGAUUGUUGACAAUCAGCGAGAGGUGGAAGCAUCCGAAAAUAAUGUCCAGACCAGUUCAGAGUUUCCUAUUGUCGAAGCAAGAUCUUUGGAAGAUAUUGUCACUACUUUAAAUCAAGUUUCAGAAAGUAGUGUUAAUGUGCUCCCACAGCUGAUGGAUUCAGAGGAUCAGUCAACAGAAUUACCGUUGGAAUAUAUUCAUACUGUCUUGAAGCAAAUCUCAGAAGGUGAUAGUGUUGGUGAGCUUCCAAAUCCAUCAUAUUCAAAUGAUGGGUCAGAAGAAGUAGGAACUACUGCACUGGGUUCUUUAGAGGAGAUUGCAUCAAGAAAUAUAGUAUCAAGUGUUCAAGAAAAUAUCACUGCACAUGAUGCUUUGGAGCAAGUCUCAGAAAGUCAUGUUGAUGAGCCACCAAAACCAACAUCAAAUUCAGAGGGAUUAGAAGAAGUUGGAAUUAAUGCAAUGGGUUCUAUGGAGGAGAUUGCGUCAAGCAAUAUAGUAUCAAGCGCUCUAGAAAACAUCAGUACUCAGAUUGCUUUGAAGCAAGUCUCAGAAAGUCAUGUUGAUGAGCUACCAAAACAAACAUCAGAUUUAAAGGAGGGAUUAGCAGAAGUAGGAACCACUGCAAUGGUUUCUACCAACGAGAUUGUAUCGAGCAAUAUGGUAUCAAGUGAACAAGAAAAUUUUACUACUCAUACUGCUUUGAAGCAAGUCUCAGAAAGUCAUGUUGAUGAGUUGCCAAAACCAACAGAAAAUUCAAAGGAGGGAUUGGAAGAAGUAGGAGAUGCAAUGGCUUCUUCUACCAAGGAGAUUGCAUCAAUUACUACAGAACCUGGUGUUCAGGAAGCUAUAACUACUCCUACUGCUUUGAAGCAAGUCUCAGGAAGUAAUGUUGAUGAGCUGCCGAAAUCAUCAAAUUCACAGGAUGGAUUUGCAGAAGUAGGACCAAAUGCAAUGGACCUACCGAUUGAGAAUAUAAGACACAAAAACUGAAGAAUGUGUUUGGCGGUUUGCGACUUUGGUCUUCCAAUUUUCUUCUGCAACAGGCUCUUUCUGUUUUUUCCAGUGUGAUUAUAAUCAUGUUAUGGUAAGUGGUAGUUUCUUUCGGUGAUUAUUUGAUUGAUUGAUUUCUUCAAGAAUGAGUUUUUGGUUUGAUUUCUUGAAGUGUGUAAUUUCUUGUUUUGAUCCUAACGUUGUGAGAGUUGAGUGAAAGGUUGGCCUUGAUCAUCAGUAUUGUAAAUUAUAUUUUGCAUGUAAAAAUUGAGGAUCUCAUAUUUUCUAGAUAUGUAUUGGGCUAGUUUCAUCUCUCUCUUAUUUUUGAA
Messenger RNA from Prunus avium (sweet cherry), 4616 nucleotides. Its product is annotated as cardiomyopathy-associated protein. The record is from RefSeq and is a predicted model, not a curated record. NCBI's taxonomy places the organism in Eukaryota, Viridiplantae, Streptophyta, Magnoliopsida, Rosales, Rosaceae.